Messenger RNA from Tachysurus vachellii, 1361 nucleotides. It is a transcript of the gene hcar1-2, whose product is annotated as hydroxycarboxylic acid receptor 1-2. The transcript has a single exon. Bases 85 to 1125 code for a protein of 346 amino acids. Gene Ontology annotation, biological process: G protein-coupled receptor signaling pathway. The record is from RefSeq and is a predicted model, not a curated record. NCBI's taxonomy places the organism in Eukaryota, Metazoa, Chordata, Actinopteri, Siluriformes, Bagridae. Gene Ontology annotation, cellular component: membrane. Gene Ontology annotation, molecular function: G protein-coupled receptor activity.
CCUGGGUUUGUUGUCUGAACUAGCUUACAGUAACAUACAUUUGCAUGAGUGGAAAAUAAAGGACACCCUGAGGUGCACUUCCUCAUGGGACGCAAGAUAAAACGGCUCAGGAAAGUAAAGUUCUCAGACCUCAGAAUUCUGAAGCUCAUUUAUAUUAGUGCUUUCCACAUGUCAAACUCUUCGGUUUGUUGCGCCUUCGAGUCCCCUAUCCUGGACCAGGUCCUCCCCCCUGUCCUUUGCGUAGAGUUCAUUCUCGGCCUCACGGGGAACAUUUUGGCCCUCUGCAUGUUCGCUUUCCACAUGGAGAGCUGGAAGCCCAACUCCAUAUACCUGGCGCACCUGGCUAUAGCCGACUCUGUGGUGCUCUUCUGCUUGCCUUUCAGAGCUGACUACUACCGCAGGCGCAAGGACUGGAUUCACGGGGACGCCUUCUGCCGCAUCCUGCUCUUCCUCCUUGCAGCCAACAGGGCAGCAGGUAUUUUCUUUCUCACGGCUGUGGCUGUGGACCGCUACCUGAAGAUCGUGCACCCGCUCAACCGUAUCAAUCGGAUGGACCUGAAGUACGCCAUGUGGGUCUCUGCUGGCAUGUGGGCGAUGAUAAUAGCCAUGACGGCUUACUUGCUUGGCUCUCCACACUUCUUCGAAUUCGGCAACCGCACACAAUGCGAGAGCUUCAACAUAUGCAUGGGAAGCAACCCUCUUUCAAACUGGCACAAUGCUUUCUACGUGAUUCAGUUCUGUGUGCCCACGAUCAUCAUUGUCUUCUGCACAGCCUGCAUUACAUGGCAGCUGAAAAGCAAGACGAUAGACACCUCGGGCAAAAUCAAGAGGGCCGUACAGUUCAUUUUCAUCGUUGCUAUGGUCUUCAUCGUCUGCUUCUUUCCGAGUACUGCCUCACGGAUUGCCGUUUGGAUACUAAAGGUCUGGUACAGCGAGUGCUCGUACUUCACUGAGGCAAAUCUGGCUUUUUACACUUCGGUCGUCUUCACCUAUUUCAACAGCGUCCUCAACCCUCUGGUCUACUAUUUCUCCACUCCGGCAUUCAGUGGGACUAUACAGAGCCUUCUUAUGAAACUCAGAGGGAAGAAAGCAGAGAGGAUUCUGUCGACGGUAACAAGUGAUUAAAAUAAACGGAGAAAACAAAAGCAUGAGCAUGUGAUGAUAAAGUAAUUCAUACAUCACUCUGUACAUAUCUAUACUACUCCAACUUCUACAUUUCAAAAGAUGAUAGAUUGUGAAAUACUGCUUUUCGUUUUAGUAGUAAUGUAGUAUUGUAAAAAAAAAUCUAAAUGAAUCUUAAUUUUAAUAAUAUUAGUUAAAAUAUUUUAUGCAUAUACUGUGUUUCUUUUUAAGACUUCAGA